UGUGAGGAGACCGAAGGGCCUGUUCAAAUAAAAUAUGGAUGUAGUGCGUGUGUAUCCUGCACUUUUGGUGGGACCCAAUAAAAAAUAAAAUGGCUAUUUUUCUCUGCCAUUGCGGCCCCACAGAAAUGAAUAGACCGCAGAAACUGCGGAUAGGACGCGGACUGAGAAUCCAGUCACAUGAAUGCUCACUAAUAGUAUGUCUCCUCUCUGUGACUUUGAUAUGAUUGAAUUGGACACUGGAAAUGGAUUUUCUUAUGGAGACUAUUUUGCCUCAGUCAACCAGUGUAGCAACAUGGCCACAGGUACUGACGUCACAACGCAUACACCCAGGUAUGUGCCAGCACAAGGCAGCUGCAUAAUAGCUAAUAAUGAAAAUCCGCCCCAAAAAAAACAAAUUGCAUAAGAAAUACACGACUCUGGGUUAUUUAACUAGGUAAGCUCGUCAAACGACCCCGCCGUGACGUAGUCAAGUCAUUUUUAAAAACGCUAGGACGAAUUCGCGAGAACUGGUCUUGGAAUAUGCAAAUAAUCAGCACGUGACUCGAGCAGGCCAAUGGUAGCGCGCACUGAGUUAGCAAACGUGAGGACGGUUGAAGCGUUGUCAGCCAUCUUGGAGCCGGGAGGACGGCUACUCCGCUAAUUUUUCCUCUCUUUUUAAAAACGUCAAUUAGAGGCUGGUGAGACAUAGUUAUCCAUCAGGACGGUGAACCGGGAGGCUUGACGUUAUUAGUGUGACUGUUUCUGUCUGCGAGGAAGAACACCGGCCCAGCUCAUCAUUGAAAAACAUAACGAGGCGGAGGGCGCUGACAUCAUGGUGCAGUCCUGUUCUGCUUACGGCUGCAAAAACCGAUAUGAUAAGGAUAGACCCGUCUCGUUUCACAAAUUUCCCUUAACUCGGCCACUUCUUUGUAAGAAAUGGGAGGCUGCGGUCAGGAGGGCUGACUUUAAACCAACCAAGUACAGUAGCAUCUGUUCUGACCACUUUACACCUGACUGCUUUAAGAGAGCCUGUAACAAUAAGCUACUCAAGGAUAAUGCUGUCCCAACGGUGUUCUCUUACACAGAUAUCAAGCCAGUGGCGAACACUAAUGAUGUUAAAAAAGAGGAACAAAGUGCACCUGUCCCGGCCGUUCCAGAAAUAGACCCUGCUAUUGGUUUGCUGCUGCCUCCUCCAUAUACUCCUAGUCAUAUAGCAGUGAUAUGUGACCACAACUACACAGUAGAAGAUACUGUCCAGCAGAGGAGGAGAAUACAACAGCUGGAAGAACAGGUUAAUAAGCUGAGAAAAAAGCUUAGAAUUGCAAACCAGAGGUGCCGAAGACAAGAGCGCAGUCUGGAAAAACUGGAAAAAGAAGUGUUAGAUUAUAAAAAUGGACCCGGCUUUGUGAUCCUCCCCAGCAACUAUUUUGAAGUGUACAAUGCGAGUGAAAGAACCGAGACCCCCACAAUUAUAAAUAUCUAAUCCUGGAGGUAAUUGAAUUGACCACCGUUAAUGAGGACCUGUCACCUCUCCAGACAUGUCUGUUUUAGUAACUACUUGCUUUUCCAAUGUAGCAACAAUUCUGGAACAUCUAUUCCUAUGUCGUGCUGUUACUCUGUUAUUCCUACUAGAGUUUUGUGAAUGAAUUCCCCCUUCUGCAAUAAAGGUCCAACUGGGUCUUACCAGUUGAAGGUGUGUCUUCCACUAUUCAAUCAGUGCUGGCAGUGCCAGAUCGUCCAGGGCACCCCCCCAAUUAUUAAUACCUAGAUGGACCUUUAUUGCAGACUGCUGGCAAUUAAUUUGUAACUUCUAGUAGGAGUAAUCGAGGAAAAGCAGUCCUAAGAAUAGAAGCCCCAGAAGACUUAUUUCAUGUGGGAUGCAAAUAGUUAUUAAAACAGACAUAUAAGGAGAGCUGACAGGUCCUCUUAAAGAGGACCAUGCAUGGUUUUGUGUUCAUUUAGAUAAAUACCUUUACUUGCGGUGUAGGGGCCUUAUGCUGAUGCAGAUUAAGGUGAGUUCAAUUAUUAUUAUAUUUUUUUUUUUUCACCUCCAGUCCUAUUGUACCAAGCAUUCUGUAUUAAGAAUGCUAUUAUUUUCCCUUAUAACCAUGUUAUAGUCCCAUAGAAAUGAAUGGGUCCGGAUUCAGUGCGGGUGCAAUGCGUUCACUUCAAUCGUUGCACCCGCGCGGAAAACUCGCCCGUGUGAAAGGGGCCUUAUGCUGAGCAUCGGUAAAAGGAGGAGGAGACCCCAGCGUUUCUCAAUGGGCGUCUUC
Molecule: messenger RNA, 2252 nt
Organism: Bufo gargarizans (Asiatic toad)
Lineage: Eukaryota; Metazoa; Chordata; Amphibia; Anura; Bufonidae
Gene: THAP1
Product: THAP domain containing 1
Exons: 3
Coding region: 812-1462 (216 amino acids)
Molecular function (GO): sequence-specific DNA binding
Source: RefSeq, a predicted model, not a curated record